Aspergillus saccharolyticus JOP 1030-1 is the source of this 1965-nucleotide messenger RNA. RefSeq lists its product as uncharacterized. The coding region runs from base 1 to 1965 and encodes 654 amino acids. NCBI's taxonomy places the organism in Eukaryota, Fungi, Ascomycota, Eurotiomycetes, Eurotiales, Aspergillaceae. The record is from RefSeq and is a predicted model, not a curated record. The transcript has a single exon.
AUGCCAGGCGUGAAGUGGGAUGAGGUGGAGUUUCCUGAUCCAGCUCCUCAGUAUGAGCUGCUGGAUCUGGAGACCUUGCCCGAUCCCCCGAUCGAUUUCAAGAUAGACGGCCAGGUGAGGGGUCGCAUCAUCAAGGCUGGUUUGGCACGCAAGCAUGAGCUUAUCUCUCUGGUCCGUUUUCACGGCUGGGGAUUUGAACAUGGGUUAGAUGAGCGCCAUACCAACACCAGUGAGCUUCGCUUCGUCCUUUACAAGAUCUUCUACAACCAGGCUCCUGAGCAUCGACCCCAAAAGUUUCUGGAAGUCUUUGACCUCACCCGCGACGCAGGUCCACGGCUGUUGUCAGCCAGCAUAGCAAGGCCGAUUCUCCCAGUCAGUCGCUAUUAUCCAGCCCUGCCAACGUGUUGUGAAUCCACUGUGUUAAACUUUCAGAGACCACCCGGUGCAUCGCCUUUUCUUUCUGAUCUGUGUCUGUAUUUGAUGUCCCUACCAUCGCGCAAUGGUGCCCUUCUCAACAUAUCGUUUCACAUUGAGGAUCACAACCAGAUAAACGUCUUCCACCCCAGCACCGCUGGUCUUCUCCAGCAGGCGGCACAUCAUCCAGCUCAACUCGCCGGUUCGUUCGAGACAACUGUGACCACUGCAUCUCCAGACGGGCACCUCAACAGCAUCCCUCUUACUACAUCAUCAAGCACCCUACAGCCUCAGCUCCUUGACAGCGACAUCGCCAUGGAAGAAUCCUUGUCUCGUGACAGAGGUCCUAGAUGGAGCGGCAAUUCGGAGAUGAUUGACGCUCUAAUUGUGGUCGCUAAAUUGCUGAAACUGACAGCCGUGAAAAAUGAAGAUAUGACCUCAGCAGAGCUUGCCUUCAUCGAAGCAGUCAACACAGAUUGGGAUACCUGUUCCGCUAGCUCGGGCCUACAAGUCAGAGACCGUGUCAAGGCUGAACUACAGGCACUUGACAUCGAUGUCAACGGAACUCCCAAAGACGUACAAGAGGCUUGGUUGGCUUUGACAAAGAGCUUCCCUCAGUUCCAAUAUCUCUCUGCCAGGCACUACUACUGGUGCGGCUGCAACCCUGAUGUGUGUCCCGAUUCUUCGUUUGUCGAUGCCGGACUGCCUUUCGAGGAACGCAUGCCGAGGCCGCCUUUUGUAAACACAGAUACAAACGGUAUCACCAUGCAGGACCUUUUGAGCCGCUGGUUUGAACGGCGCGUGACCGAGGCUUGCGUCUCAAAAUGCGGGAAGCCCGUAACCACAACCUAUGCAUAUCAUACCCUCCCGCUGUGCUUGGUAGUUGGUCCCGAUCCCGGCUCAUUUAUUCGCGAGCACACGCGUGAUCUCAGCAUCAACUACAUCGACUUCACGGGUGUGGAACGUAGAGCGAUAUACAGAUGGAUAGGGGGCAUCUACUUCGCAAACAACCGUCUCCGUGUAUACUGGGCUGAUGCGGAACCCGACGAAAGUGGCAAUGGCAGACUCCAUGUCUACGAGAGCCAAAUGACUCCGCUGAUCAUGCUUGAGCCCGUCGCCCUGCCUUUCGACCGAAUUCCGGCAUAUUGGUGGACACACAAGGCUGUUCCAUUGCUUUUCUACGAGUGCGUCUGGAAACCUCAACCCGAGGCUUUGGAGCAAGACCCGUUUGACUUUGACGUUGCGAUUGCAGCCAUGAAUGCCUAUCCGAACCAUGUACCUACACAGUUCCAGACUAUGGAAACAACCCCAUAUGCGUUCGACGCUGAGAAUGCAGCCCUAAAUGAUCCCAAGAGGGUAUUGACACAGACUGAUGCUUGGUUUCAAGCACAAAAACAUGAUGCCAGUAAUGUUGCAGCGACUUUAUCAACUGCAGAAGGCAGCUUGGAAGAGCUUUUGAAUGAGGCCAGCACCAUAGUAGAUUGGUCAUGGUUUUCCGCUCAGCCUGAACUCCAGCAAGCGAGUACUGACGAGACGACUUGGGAACAGUGA